This is a messenger RNA of Recurvomyces mirabilis, 849 nucleotides long. RefSeq lists its product as uncharacterized. The record is from RefSeq and is a predicted model, not a curated record. The coding region runs from base 1 to 849 and encodes 282 amino acids. NCBI's taxonomy places the organism in Eukaryota, Fungi, Ascomycota, Dothideomycetes, Mycosphaerellales, Teratosphaeriaceae. The transcript is spliced from 2 exons.
AUGGCCCAGUCCCAACUCAUCCCUCCGCCAUCUAAUGCGGAAGCUGCCCGUCUCAAUGAACAGCACAAGCAGCUGAUCGAGGCCUUCGGCUUUCACGUCCAUCCGACUAUAUCCCUGCCUCAUAAAGAAGGAUGCAGAGUUGCGGAUGUUGCUUGUGGCUCGGGUGUAUUCCUGACCGAAAUCGCAGCUGAGCACCCAAGUUGGCAAUGCGAUGGCUUCGACAUUACCGACAAGCAGUUUCCUUCUGGUGAGAGCCUCGCGCAUUUCGGCGGCAGAGUACGCUUUCAUGUCCAGGACGGUGCAGCAGAGUUGGGUUACGGCAGCGAGUACGAUGGCAAGUUUGACCUAGUCACUGUGAGAGCGAUGCACGCAUUCGUGAUUGGCGUGCAUUGGCCGAGAGUGGUCAAGAACGCGGUGGCCUUGUUGAAGCCUGGUGGAUAUGUGCAGAUUGAGUGGGAUGCACAGAGCCCGCGAGUGGUGCAGUCAAAGCCCGGCGUCUCCGGAACGGCGAUGAGACUUCUCAACCAAGGCUUCAAUGACUUCAUCUUGACUCGUGGUGUCAAAGAUAUCAUUCCGUUACGCGACUUGCUGUCCCAGAAUGGAAUCACUGAUCUUCGAAGCGAGCUGUGGGCAAUGGACGAGACUCCGGGCUAUCGACAGAAUUUCACUAUGACUAUGAUCGUAGAUGCACCAAACGCUAUCAUGGCUAGAGUGUUGCAAGGAGACAAGUAUUGGAGCCGAGAGAAGGUCGAGCAGCUCAAGGCGCAGGCAGCCGAGGAGAUGAAGCAAGAUGGGAUUUGGUUCAGGACGGAGAUGUGGUGUUAUGUUGGCAAGAAGUCAGAGGACUGA